Molecule: messenger RNA, 948 nt
Organism: Cryptotermes secundus
Lineage: Eukaryota; Metazoa; Arthropoda; Insecta; Blattodea; Kalotermitidae
Exons: 2
Source: RefSeq, a predicted model, not a curated record
UAAUUCUAACGUCCACAGUCAACCUCAUUCAGUUGCAAAAGCAACUAAAAAUUUUGUCAAAGAUGACUUUGAGUUCCGUAAUACCAACUACGGGACCAGAGUCAUCACUAAAACCAUGGCGGAUUUCGAAGCCGUCAAGAAUCAUCUACCCCAAAAUAAACCUUCCUAUUAUUCUUUCUUUCCAAAGUCAGAAAAACCCAUUAAGGCUGUAAUCCGUCACCUCCCCCCAAUACCCCGGCGGAGGAUAUUUCUGAUGGAUUGGUGACCAUGGGAUUUGAUGUGGUUAGCGUCAAACAAUUGACAACCACCCGAGGGUCUCCUUCAGAAGAAAGGAUAAACAGAAACCUUCCUCUCUCCAUUAUCAUCCUUACCAGGACGGGAAAAUCAAAGGAAAUCUUCAGACUACAAAGCCUUUGCCACAUUUCCAUCCGGGUUGAGACAUAUAGAGCACAGAGUGGCCUUACGCAUUGUCACAUCUGCCAACAAUUUGGACACGUCUGAGCUAAUUGUAAGCAACCUCCCCGUUGCAUGUGGUGCGGGGGUGGCCACCUGCACAGAGAGUGCCCCGAGAAACAGAACGCUGCCUCCACUCCAGCGUGCUGCAAUUGCGAAUUGAAGGAGGAGGGAAGCCCCAUCCCGCCAACUUUUGGGGCUGCAGACACGCGAGGUAGGAACUGCAGAGGAGGAAAUCGCAGAGAGCACCCAAAACUACGACGGGAAGGGUGUUCUCCUCGAAUAUCGUUACUCCUGGAGUCUCCUUCGCGGCAGCGCUCCGUGGCAGCACAUCAUAGGAGCAACGACCUCAGACUCUCCAAGUUCCAGUGGCAGUCCCACCAGAAGCCACGAAACAGAGCGUCCCAGUCCUUGUACAGGAACAAAAAAACAGGUAACACCUUCACUGUGCUAGAAACAAGAAGAAGCCGCUGCAGCACUAUAAACAUAGCGCGA